GUGUGACAUCAUCAACCCACGCCGUAUAUUCCAAACUGGUGAGCUGGCUUUGAAUUGCAGUUAUCUUUGCAGGUGGAUUUUCCAGUUGUAAUUUUGCCUUCCACUAUCCUUCUCACCAUGACCAAGCUUCUGGAGUGGCUUCUUUGUGUGUCGCUGAUUGGCAUCGCAUGGGGACUUGUUUCCUUUGACCUUCUAGAUUUGCAGUUGCCUCCACAGUAUAAGGAGAUGGCCUGGCCGAUGCCUGUGUAUCUGCUGGUGGCAUUUGGGUGUUAUUCACUGGCGACUGUUGGCUACCGUGUGGCUACGUUUAAUGACUGUGAGGACGCAGCCAAGGAGCUGCAGGCACAGAUACAGGAAGCCAAAGAGGACUUGAGGAAGAAAGGGUUGAAGAUGUAAGAAGUGUUUGUGAAUACUAAAUAUACUGUGUUUCACACAUA
Myxocyprinus asiaticus (Chinese sucker) is the source of this 437-nucleotide messenger RNA. RefSeq names its product dolichol-phosphate mannosyltransferase subunit 3-like. The record is from RefSeq and is a predicted model, not a curated record. Gene Ontology annotation, cellular component: dolichol-phosphate-mannose synthase complex; endoplasmic reticulum membrane. The transcript is spliced from 2 exons. The coding region runs from base 118 to 396 and encodes 92 amino acids. Gene Ontology annotation, biological process: GPI anchor biosynthetic process. Lineage: Eukaryota; Metazoa; Chordata; Actinopteri; Cypriniformes; Catostomidae.